AUGCCCUCAUUGAUUGAACUGAAAUUAAAAGAGUACAAUAGCAGAUUUCUAGUGAAACCGUUCGAUAUAAGUGAGAAAUUUGUAACGUUCGAGAAGGGAAUUGAUACGCUUGAUAAGAGAACCGCUGUCAUUAAGCAAUUGGUUGACACGUGGAGAGAAGAGGAUGCAUUCACACACUUGCGUGGCUGGCGCGACGAGCUUUAUCCAGUCUAUGGUGAUCCAUCCAACCCUGACAAUAUAGCGUUCGUAAUUGAACGCGCUGCUUCGAGCCUUUUUGGCAUAUAUACAUUUGGCGUUCAUCUCAACGCAUAUACCCGCACGUCGGAUGGUAAACUGAAAAUGUGGAUUGGCAAACGAGCAUCUAAUAAACCAUCAUGGCCUGGCUGGUUAGAUAACGCAGUAGCUGGUGGCAUCGCAUAUACACACUCUGCUAAACAGACUCUGAUAAAAGAAGCAAUGGAGGAGGCUAGUCUACCAGGUCAUAUUGCCGAAAAAGCCCAACCUGUUGGAGCCAUAACUUAUUUCUACGUUACUCAAACACAAAUACAGCCCGAGACACAAUAUAUCUACGAUUUGGAAUUACCGGUUGACAUUGUACCCAAGCCAAACGAUGAUGAGGUCGAAUGUUUUUAUCUUUGGGAUUUAAACGAGCUCGAACAACAUUUACGUAAUGGUGAAUUCAAACCAAACUGUGGAUUAGUUGUUAUUGAUUUCUUGGUUCGUCACGGAGUUAUUACACCUGACAACGAACCCGAUUAUUUAGAGUUGUUGAAUAGACUUCAUAGGCGACUGGGUUAUCCUGGUCCCAGCAAGAUUACCGAAUGA
This is a messenger RNA of Paraglomus occultum, 825 nucleotides long. NCBI's taxonomy places the organism in Eukaryota, Fungi, Glomeromycota, Glomeromycetes, Paraglomerales, Paraglomeraceae. The record is from the annotation of a GenBank genome assembly.